AGACGUCGAGUGCAGCCCGCCCGGUGCGCGCGGCGUCUUACUGCCAGAUCUCGGAAAUCAGCUGCCAGGGUGGGGCCGCGUUUUGGCGACGGCCACUCGGCCACCCCUGCCGCUCCCGCCUCUCCCAAGAGAUUUUUCUAGCGGGUUAAUUUCCUGUCCGGGUAAACCCUUUGGUGAGUCCCUCGCCCCUCCCUCCCCGCCCCUCCCCUCUCCAUCCCUGCUGUCCCGGCUCCCCAGUCCGUCCGCGCCGCGCUCCAUCGCCCCCGCACGCCCGGGCGCACGCCCUCCCCGCCCGGGCCGCCCUCUGGCUCCCCGCGCCCGGCAGCCAGUGCCUCACCGCGCCGUCCCGCGCCAGGGCUCGCUCCGAGAGCCGCUUCCUUCUCGCCGCGGCCGGCGCGGGCCCCCCGGCCAUGCGCCCCCGAGCCCCAGCCUGCGCCGCCGCGGCGCUCGGGCUCUGCAGCCUUCUGCUGCUGCUCGCGCCCGGGCACGCGUGCCCCGCGGGCUGCGCCUGCACCGACCCGCACACCGUGGACUGCCGCGACCGCGGGCUGCCCAGCGUGCCAGACCCUUUCCCCCUGGACGUGCGCAAGCUGCUGGUGGCCGGCAACCGCAUCCAGCGGAUCCCCGAGGACUUCUUCAUCUUCUACGGCGACCUGGUCUACCUGGACUUCAGGAACAACUCGCUGCGCUCGCUGGAGGAGGGCACGUUCAGCGGCUCGGCCAAGCUCGUGUUCCUCGACCUCAGCUACAACAACUUGACCCAGCUGGGCGCCGGCGCCUUCCGCUCGGCCGGGAGGCUGGUGAAGCUUAGCCUGGCUAACAACAACCUGGUGGGCGUGCACGAGGACGCCUUCGAGACCCUGGAGUCGCUGCAGGUGCUGGAGCUCAACGACAACAACCUGCGCAGCCUCAGCGUGGCCGCCCUGGCCGCGCUGCCCGCGCUGCGCUCCCUGCGUCUGGACGGGAACCCCUGGCUGUGCGACUGUGACUUCGCCCACCUCUUCUCCUGGAUCCAGGAGAACGCAUCCAAACUGCCCAAAGGUUAGAGGCUUCCAGCACUCCUCGGCUCUCAGGCACGUCCCCAUGACCUCUCUGCAUCGGCAUAUCUCUUUCUCCUGCUCUGACCUGCCUGCCUCCCUUUUAUAAGGACCCUUGUGAUUAUAUCAGGACUGCCUGCAAAUCCAGGAUAAUCCCCCCAUCCCAAGAACCUUUAUCUAAUCACAUCGGCAAAGCCCCUUCUGCCUUACAAGGCAGCAUAUUCACAGAUUCUGAGGAUUAGCAUGUGGACGAUUUAGGGGGUCGGCCUGGAUCUCCUCCAGGGAAGUAACCUCACUUCUGUGUCCCCACCUGUGACAGUAGAAGGUCAGAUAAUGGCGAGGUCUUCUCCACCUGUGUAGGCUCAUUUCUCAUGAAACCUCUCCUUGCCCACCCCAAAGGCCCCACCCCGAGGUCACUUCCCCGUACCACAACCCUGGCCCUGGUGACAGCAGUUGCUGCAGCACCGAGCCCCGCUGAAGGCCACCAGGUGCAGAUAUCUGGUGCUGGGAACCUGGGUCUUCCCUGGCCCCUGCUGCUGGAAAAAUUAUAAAUACAAAAAAAAAGCAACUUGAUUUCUGACUUGCCAGGAAAAUCAGAAUUGCUUGUAUUGGUAAAUUAUUUUGAAGCUAUUUGAAGCAUAGAGAGCACUUCGUGAGCCGAGGGUGAGAUGCCUGCACUCACGGGAAGAUAUCCCUGGAAUGACUGUCGCACACAGCACAGAGACAGAAGGGGAGUCCCCAUUCCAGGGAUAGCGUGGCCCCCAGGGAACUCCCAAGAGCGACGGGACUCACGUGGUCGGAGGUUAGGCCUGGGUCAGGGGGGAGAGGGGAGCGGCAGAGCAGAGAUGCGUCACAUCUUUUAUAAUAGAAUCGUGAAUGCUGUGUUAUGUUGGCUUGUCUGCACUUUGAGAUCUGCUGGGUCCACAGAGGUGCCAGUCAAACAGGUCCUGGAUGAGUAAGAGAAGAAUUCAUAGAGUGUCAGGGCUGGGUAAUGGUAUGUUUUCAAAAAGUCCUUUUUUUUUUCUUUUUUGAGGUGGAGUCUCACUCUGUCACCCAGGCUGGAGUGCACUGGUGCGAUCUCAGCUCACUGUAACCUCCAUCUCCCAGAUUCAAGUGAUUCUUGUACCUUAGCCUCCUGAGCAGCUGGGAUUGCAGGCACCCGCCACCAGGCCCGGCUAAUUUUUGUAUUUUUAGUAGACAUGGGGGUUGUGCCAUGUUGGCCAGGCUGGUCUCGAGCUCCUGACCUUAGGUGAUCCACCCACCUCGGCCUCCCAAAGUGCUGGGAUUACAAGCGUAAGCCACCGCACCCGGCCAAAAAUCCUUUUUUUAAGAAUGAAAAUUUUCUCUAUUUUUUGCAUUAUAUUUUUCCUCCAAAUAAAUGUAACAACAACACGUUGUCUA
This is a messenger RNA of Homo sapiens (human), 2438 nucleotides long. It is a transcript of the gene LRRC38, whose product is annotated as leucine rich repeat containing 38. Gene Ontology annotation, cellular component: voltage-gated potassium channel complex; plasma membrane. Gene Ontology annotation, molecular function: transmembrane transporter binding; potassium channel activator activity. Lineage: Eukaryota; Metazoa; Chordata; Mammalia; Primates; Hominidae. The coding region runs from base 411 to 1046 and encodes 211 amino acids. Gene Ontology annotation, biological process: potassium ion transmembrane transport. The transcript has 2 exons. The record is from RefSeq and is a predicted model, not a curated record.